Messenger RNA from Ambispora leptoticha, 1767 nucleotides. NCBI's taxonomy places the organism in Eukaryota, Fungi, Glomeromycota, Glomeromycetes, Archaeosporales, Ambisporaceae. The record is from the annotation of a GenBank genome assembly.
GUUCGAGGUCGAAAAUGCCUUGUGUUAGAUCCAAAUAUCAGCGGGCCAUUAAGCUUAGUGGCAGAAUUUUCAUUGUUGAAGGAUCAUGGAGUAGAAAAAAUGCAUUAUCUUCAGCAAGGUCCUCUGAAUACAGAACUUCGUAGCGUGAUUUACAUAUGUCGUCCUUCUUUACAAUAUAUGAAAUACAUUGCUGAACAUAUUCGAACGCAUCAGUUAGAGAAUUCUAGUAGUACUGCAAAUGGUGAUCAACAAAAAUACGAAUAUAAUUUGUUUUUUGUGCCUCGACGAACGAAAAUCUGUGAAAGAGUUUUAGAAGAGGCGGGUAUCACCCUUGGCGAAUAUCAUUUGGAUUUGAUUCCUUUCGAAGAUGAUUUGUUAUCGAUGGAAUUGGAGAACACAUAUAAAGAGCUUUAUUUGGAUGGUGAUUACACGGCAAUUUAUUAUGCUGCCCGUGCGUUAAUGAGACUACAGACACUAUUUGGAUUGUUUCCUAGAAUAAUUGGGAAAGGAGAUUGUGCAAAGCAUCUUGCAGAUAUGCUUCUCCGCAUGCGUAAGGAAGUUGCUAUAGAUGACCCGUCACCCAUGCUCUCCACUUCGCAAAACAUCGAUUCUCUCAUUAUAGUUGAUCGUUCGGUUGAUCUAAUUACUCCUUUGUGCACCCAAUUAACCUACGAAGGACUUAUUGAUGAAAUAUUCGGAAUAAGAAAUUCUUUUGUAGAAGUUGACUCUUCAAUAGUGGGACCUGCUCAGACGAGAAGUGCUGCAGAUAUGAAUUUUGCAGUUGUAGGUGGCGUUUUGAAUAAGGUAGCAAAAAGGAUCAACGAGGAUUACGAAGGAAGACAUCAAGCUAGAACUGUUGCUCAGAUUAGAGAAUUUAUGAAUAAACUUGGGGGACUGCAAUCAGAGCAUAAUUCUUUAAAAACACACACUGGAAUUGCAGAAGAAAUAAUGGCACAUACUGUCACACCUGAAUUUAAUAAAGCUCUUGAAGUUCAACAAAAUCUGGUUGCUGGGAUUGAUAUUGUCACACAAAAUGAUUAUAUUGAGGAAAUGAUAGGUCGUCAAGUUCCUUUGGUACAGGUCUUGAGAUUAUUAUGUCUGCAGAGUUUAGUGAAUGGUGGAAUCAAACCAAAGAGUUUUGAUUUUUUCAAAAAGGAAAUUUUGCAGACUUACGGUUUUGAACAUCUUCAAAGCCUUUUAAACUUGGAACGUCUUAAUUUGUUUAUUAAACAAGUCACAACUAAAAACCCGUAUCCACCAGUACGUAAAACCUUACGAUUAAUUGUGGAUGAAGUUGACGAGCACAAUCCUCAAGAUAUUUCAUAUGUAUACUCUGGUUAUGCGCCAUUGAGUGUACGCCUAGUGCAAUGUGUAGUCACGAAAGGGGGCCCACCUGCUUUGAUGAAUCCUUUAGCAGCGUUUGGUGGUGGUUCCGUUGGAAAUGUUGGAAAAACUAAUGGGUGGAAAGGUUAUGAAGAAGUUUUGAAACUUUUGCCUGGAAAAACUUUUGAUGAAAUUCAGAAAUUAGAAGGAGCUAUUCAGGCAAAAAAAUUAAUUCCUGGUCAGCAACCGCGUGUUACGCUUGUAUUCUUUUUAGGUGGUUGCACAUAUACCGAAGUUGCGGCAAUACGAUUCAUGGCACAACAAGAUGAGGGACAACGAGAGUUUAUAAUAGCAACAACACAAAUUAUUAAUGGUAAUUCUUUAUUGGAUUCUGUUCUUCAAAAAGUGGACCAUGAAGCAACUAGCAAGUCUUCAGCCGCUUGA